This is a messenger RNA of Myiozetetes cayanensis, 1568 nucleotides long. RefSeq names its product transmembrane protein 72 (gene TMEM72). The coding region runs from base 93 to 902 and encodes 269 amino acids. The record is from RefSeq and is a predicted model, not a curated record. The transcript is spliced from 5 exons. Lineage: Eukaryota; Metazoa; Chordata; Aves; Passeriformes; Tyrannidae.
GCCUGUUUCUGGGAGCUGCUGGGCUACACAUGAGGUGGGGGCUCUGAAGAGGAGUUUCUGCCUGGCUGUACCACACUCUUCAUCUCUUCACCAUGCAGCACAAGGUGUUUUGGAGUGCCCUGGAGUACACCUGCCGAUUGCUGGGCAUCUCCACUGCAGCAGUACUGAUCGGUGUGGGCGUAGAAACUCUGCAGCGAGGACAGUUCAAAAGCCUGGCUUUCUAUCUGCUUUUUUCAGGGGUUGCAGUCGCUGUCUGUGAAGGCUUCUUCUUUAUCAGUUUGUUCCUGGAGAUGUGCUUCACUCACAAGCCUGAAUCCCUGGCACAGGCCUGCUGGAAGCGAGCUAGACGCCCGGGGAGCUUCCAGAAAUUCCUGGGGUACACGCUGCUGUCAGUGGCUUGCUUCCUGCAUCCCAUCCUUGUCUGGCACGUCACCAUUCCUGGGUCCAUGCUGGUGCUCACUGCCCUGGCCUACUUCCUGCUGAGCAAGAGGAGGAAGAGCCCAGAACACAAAGAGACGCAUCCCCAGGUGGGCCAGUAUGUGGACCCUUCAGCCACCGUGGCAGCCCCAACCAUCGUGGGUGACACUGAGCAGAUCUACACCUUCCACGGGACCCAGAGGGAGCAGCACCGCUCACUUCUGGGCCACAUGAAGAGCAUCCUGAAGGGCAGCAAGGACAGGAGCUCAGCCCCAGUAACUCCUGCCCAACCAGCAGCCAUGCCAGUCCCUCGCAAGCAAGUGCACUUCCAGGAGAAGGUGGUGCAGAUCAUCCCCUCUGUCAGUGAGAGCUUGGAGGAUGUGGAGAGUGAGGCUGAAGAGACCACAUCAGACACAACACCCAUCCUCACCCCACCUGAUGCCCCCAUCAUCCUCGCUCCACUCAGCUCCCCGGGGCUCUUUUGAGGCCUCAGCAGGAAUGAGGACAUGACAGACCUGCUACCCCUGGCACUGGCAUUGCUCCCUGAUGCUCCAGUAGCCAAAGGGCCCUCCCUCCGUCCAGGGUGGCAGCUGUGCUACCCCCGUCUUCAAGGGGUGCCCACACUACGUAGUCCCACAUGUUGUGGCAGGGCCAGGGGACAGGCAGUGGUUCAGCCAGGGUAGUGCCAGGACAGAGAGGUUUCUGCUCCCGUGUCCUCUCACACGGGUCACCCCUCUGUUACAGCACUACAAAUCACUGCAGCUGCUCCUGCCUAACCUCACAGCCGUGCCUCCCCUCUGGCAGCAACAGGCAGGACGAGCGGAGACUGACAUGCCCCAGAGCAGCCUCUGCUGGGGCAGUUGUCUCCCUCUGGUCCUUGCUGCACAUUGAAGAGCUCAGGGCUGGGGCACAUUCAGCACAGAGCACUGCAGCCUGCAGGUUCCCUUGCAGCAUCUGCACCAGCUGCAGCAGCCUGGGACAUCCAAAAUGGCAUUUCAGAGGUGGGCUGAGACCAAGUACAGCCCUGGUGCUGGCACCUGCUCAGUACUGCUCUUAAGACACACUCUGAGCCCAGCAGGGUAAUUACCUCUGGCCUUGGAAGCACCUAUGGGGCAGCAGGGAGCACCCUGGGGCUUCCUGGUGCCCCCUGC